AUGUCUUGGAUUCGAUCGAUACCCAUCUUUCAUCUUCUGCUCGUUUGCUUGCUCGCCGGAGACCUCGGCUUUCACAUCUUCGCAGAUGCUAAUGCUAUAGAUUGCAGCCACGCGUGUGAAACACAAGGCUCUGGUUCAAGCUAUGUCACGAAUUAUUGCACAAACUGUAGAAGGGGUGAUCGGUUAUUACCCUCUGGUAAGGACUGUGUUGACCAAAGUGGAAAGCUAAUGAAUGGGGGGGACUUAUGGGCUUGCGACAUUGUAUUCGAGCCCUUCACAGAAUACCGCAAAGACGGCAGACAAUUCUAUUGCAAUCAAUCUGAAAGGACUGGCUUGUUCUUUUGCAAGACUAUGAAUAAGUUUCUACAAUGUCCCAAGUCACAGUGCUCCACGACACCUUGA
Melampsora larici-populina 98AG31 is the source of this 402-nucleotide messenger RNA. RefSeq lists its product as uncharacterized. Lineage: Eukaryota; Fungi; Basidiomycota; Pucciniomycetes; Pucciniales; Melampsoraceae. The record is from RefSeq and is a predicted model, not a curated record. The transcript has 5 exons. The coding region runs from base 1 to 402 and encodes 133 amino acids.